Molecule: messenger RNA, 1678 nt
Organism: Diabrotica balteata
Lineage: Eukaryota; Metazoa; Arthropoda; Insecta; Coleoptera; Chrysomelidae
Source: the annotation of a GenBank genome assembly
AUUGUUGUUUUAGAAUUGUUAGUAGCUGAUAAGCAUGGAUCCUACACCUAUUCAACAAUUUUAUAAGGAUGCCAGCGUAUUUAUAACUGGAGGGACGGGAUUUAUGGGCAAAAUUCUAGUAGAAAAGCUGUUGAGGUCGACGGAGGUGGGAACUUUGUAUUUACUUGUAAGAGAAAAGAAAGGGAAGCGGAAGGAUGACAGGAUCACAGAAGUGUUCGACGAUGUGGUUUUUAGGAAACUUAAAUCAGAAAAACCCAAAUUCAAACAUCGAGUACAAGCUAUAUCUGGUGACUUAAUGCUACCUAAUUUGGGACUAUCCGAGUCAGAUAGACAGCUUUUAAUUUCCAAAGUUAACGUCAUUAUUCACAUGGGAGCAACAAUAAAAUUCAACGAAAGCAUCAGUAGCGCAUUACAUGCCAAUGUAUAUAGUACCAAAGUAGUUAUAGACUUAGCCAAAGAAAUGAAACAACUUAAAUCGAUUGUAUAUGUGUCCACCGCCUAUUCAAAUUGCACACAAAGCGAAGUAGAGGAAAGGCUGUACGAUCCACCGAUAUCCUACGAGGAAUCAAUGGAGUUAGUAGAAAAGUUGUCACCUAAGGAAUUAGAAAAAUCUACGUCAAGGUUAAUAGGUAAAUGGCCCAAUACAUACACUUUUACCAAAUGUAUAGCAGAAUCAUUAGUAAAUAAGGAAGGAAAUGAAUUACCCAUAGCUAUCUUCAGACCUUCAAUAGUGGAAUCGACGUAUAGGGAACCAAUUGAAGGAUGGAAAAAUAACUUCUAUGGAGCGAGUGGUUUUUACUCAGCGCUUUACACCGGUUUUUUACAAGUUAAUAUUAGUAAUCGAGAUGUUGUUCUUGACAUCAUUCCUGUUGACAUGGCCAUUUCAGCCCUGGUAGCAUGCGCUUGGGAUGUUUCAUUAAAAAAUAAUAAUCGGACAUCUUCAGACAUCCCCGUUUACAACUACGUGUCUGGGCCGGAAAAUCCACUUUUAUUGGGAGAACUCACUGAUAUUUUUUUGAUUUAUGCAAGGAGAUAUCCAUCAGCUCAAACCUUAUGGAAGCCGCACAUAAUAUGGGCGAAUUAUUACAAAUUUUCCGUACUGUCGUUCUUUUUACAUACCAUACCGGCAUGCAUUUUGGACAUUCUUGCUAUAUGUACCUUCAAUAAACCCAGAAUAAUGGAUGCCUACAAAAAAAUUCACUCCAGUAUUAUAAGUACAGCUCCAUUUGCGACGAAGGGUUGGAAGUUCCGAAAUGAUAACGUGCAGAAAGUUUGGUUGGGUAUGGACCACAGAGAUAAGGAAACAUUUUUCUUUAAUAUGAGAGACGUCAACUGGACCUGCUUUAUUCGAUCUUAUGUUAUGGGUAUCAGGAAAUACAUUCUUAAGGAUUCUGAUAAGACACUGCAGGCUGCCAAGAGGAAAUAUAAGUGGCUCUCGAUUUUUAAUACAACUGCAAGAUGGCUGAUGAUAAUCUUUAUCUACAACAUAUUUCUGAGGCUGUUUAAAGCUAUGAUGAAUAAGUAACUCAUUCUGUAUUACUAGGAUUUUUAUAAAUAAAAAAAUUGACCAUUUUUUACAAAUUACUUGUUAUAGCCAUGUUCGAAUUUUUUUAUCAGAAAUUUUAUUAAUUCUGCUAUUUAUGUUAUGAAGUACAAAAUAAAGGAGACGUCAUUAUUU